AUGAAUGUUGCUGAAUAUGCUGCCAAGUUUGAGGAGCUGGUGAAGUUUUAUCCUCAUUACAAUGGUGCAGAUAUGGAGAGAUCCAAAUACAUUAAGUUUGAGAAUAGACUACGACCUGAGAUUAAGCAGGAUAUUAGCUACCAGGAGAUUCACAGGUUUCCUACUCUGGUGAACAAGUGUAGGAUUUAUGAUGAGGACUAUAAGGAUCGUCCCGCUCACUAUAAGAGUGUUAAUGAGAGGAAGGGAAAGAAUCAGUUCAGUGGAAAAUUAUACAGUACUCCAGCUGACAAAGGGAAACAGAGGACUACUGAUGAGAAGAAGCCAAGUAGGGGAGUGACUCCCGCUUCUGCUAAGUGUUUCAAGUGUGGCGAGUUGGGCCACCAUGCUAAUGAGUGA
This is a messenger RNA of Lathyrus oleraceus (garden pea), 396 nucleotides long. RefSeq lists its product as uncharacterized. Gene Ontology annotation, molecular function: zinc ion binding; nucleic acid binding. The transcript has a single exon. Lineage: Eukaryota; Viridiplantae; Streptophyta; Magnoliopsida; Fabales; Fabaceae. The record is from RefSeq and is a predicted model, not a curated record. Bases 1 to 396 code for a protein of 131 amino acids.